Messenger RNA from Xylaria bambusicola, 1306 nucleotides. RefSeq lists its product as uncharacterized. The transcript has 2 exons. The record is from RefSeq and is a predicted model, not a curated record. Lineage: Eukaryota; Fungi; Ascomycota; Sordariomycetes; Xylariales; Xylariaceae. Bases 108 to 944 code for a protein of 278 amino acids.
GGAAGGCGGUAAUACUUACGUUCCAUAUACUGGAAUGCUAAAAUCUGUAUAUAAGACCUUCAUCCAGCCAGAUAACUGUAUUGUAACUUAGACUUCUAGAUAAUCUAAUGGGAUCACAUGUACUACUCUUGACACUAUACUUUGAUAGUGCUUUAGGGUGGCACUCUCGGGGCUACAAUCAUCGCCCGCGUCGACGUUCGGCGGUAUCAGGCGCCUCAUAUGCUAUUCUGACGCCGUCCGAACUUCCGUCUUGGUCGUGGAUAGGGUGGCAGGAAAGGAUCACCACAGACCACUGCGAUGGUGCGCGUAUUCUAGGCAAAUCAAAUAAUACCCGGGAAACCUUUCCCAUUACCACUUGGUUUACAGCUAAAUUACCGACAGCCGUAGCGUCUGAAAGGCGCCGCAUCUUAUCCACGUGGCCCGAGGAUAGAAUACGAUAUAAAGAUCUCAGCAGGUCCUUACCUCCAGGCUGGCAACGCCACAAUCCGCCCAAAUUCGGCCCUCAAGUUAGACCAAUCGUCUAUCCGGAUGGAUGUGGACAGUAUGUUUUUAGUAACGAGGCAAUGAUGAAAAACAGCAACGAAAGAGAAGGGCUCAAUAAUUUGUGGUACUACCCAGUGCCAAUCGCCGAAAUUUCUGCAUCUACACCGCCUUUCAUACCCGAGCAAACAGCAUACCUAUUCUGUGAAACUUUCAAGGUUCGUCUAUUGGCUGUUUACGGCAGAUUGGGGGAUACGCUAUAUCUUUACGACGCAGCAAAAAAGAUUAUAGGAUUUUUGAUCCCCCCCUUACCUCCCGAACUUGCAACACUCCCCCAGGAACGGAAAAAAGAGGUCGAAUUAGUCGCAAUCUCUCGAAUUAAAAGAUAUGAAGUACCCUACCUUUUCGAAGAGGACCGCUUCGCUUCUUAUGUAACGACUUCUGAACACAUAGCUGUACUCUAGGUAAAAUAGAUUGACGGAGUAGCAUAUCGUAUCUCCUAUAGAGAAGUCAAAAAGAAUGAAUGGGAUAAGCUACCAACCGAGCGUAUUGAGUUGAUCCUGGGGUAAUAUCGGGGGUUAUUAGAACCGAUCGAUAGAUGACCUCUUGAUCAGUAGUUAUUAUGUUGUUUGAUGCUACUUUGGUUCUCCUUUGAGUUACAUUACCAAGAUAGUGGCGUCCAUUAUUCUCAAAGAUAACAGAAAAGAAUUUGGAAUUCCGUCAUAAGAUCCUUACCCUCGAGCAAGAGGAUAUCCCAAGAUGUCAGCGAACCUGAGAGAGAAAUUCAAAAUACUGAUAGUAUCUUCACUCGCUUGAUACAGUCUAG